Messenger RNA from Meriones unguiculatus (Mongolian gerbil), 198 nucleotides. Its product is annotated as zinc finger protein 431-like. NCBI's taxonomy places the organism in Eukaryota, Metazoa, Chordata, Mammalia, Rodentia, Muridae. The coding region runs from base 1 to 198 and encodes 65 amino acids. The transcript has 3 exons. Gene Ontology annotation, biological process: regulation of DNA-templated transcription. The record is from RefSeq and is a predicted model, not a curated record.
AUGGGCCUGAAAUCAAUAACCUAUGAAGAAGUAGAUGUUAAUUUCACUCCGGAAGAGUGGGCUUUGCUAGAUCCUUCCCAGAAGAGUCUCUACAAAGAUGUCACGCUGGAGACCUACAAACACCUUACAGCUCUAGGCUACAAUUGGGAAGACCAUACUGAAGAACAUUGUCAACAUUUUAGAAGACAUGGAAGGUAA